This is a messenger RNA of Paralichthys olivaceus (Japanese flounder), 1805 nucleotides long. It is a transcript of the gene cd40, whose product is annotated as CD40 molecule, TNF receptor superfamily member 5. Gene Ontology annotation, molecular function: CD154 receptor binding; antigen binding. Gene Ontology annotation, cellular component: external side of plasma membrane; CD40 receptor complex. Lineage: Eukaryota; Metazoa; Chordata; Actinopteri; Pleuronectiformes; Paralichthyidae. The record is from RefSeq and is a predicted model, not a curated record. Gene Ontology annotation, biological process: defense response to virus; cellular response to interleukin-1; positive regulation of angiogenesis.
GACCUUGAAUGCAGCACAGACACGUUGAGUCUGUGAGCAAACCGAAUACUGCGAGUCUCCAGCAACAUGCUCCUGUUCAUGGUGGUGGUGAUGCUGUGCACGGAGGUCACGGUGAAGACCUGGGCUCAGUCCCUGUGUGACCCACUGACUCAGUAUGAGGAGGCCGGUCAGUGCUGCAAGAUGUGUGGUCCAGGCACCAGGAGGAUGAGUCAAAGCACUUGUACGGAUCCUCAGUGCGCAGAGUGUGGGAACCGUGAAUAUCAGGAUAAGUACACCAGGGAAGCCCAGUGUAAACGUCAGCCAUACUGUGACCCGAAUAAAAACCUGCGUGUGACCAAGCCAGAGAGCAAGACGAAGCAAAGCCCCUGCAUCUGCCUGCUGGGUUUCCACUGCUCCAGUGGCACGUGUGUCACCUGUGUGCCGCACGCAACAUGUAAACCAGGACAAUGGGCCAAAAUCAAAGGCAACCUGACCCACGACACCGUGUGUGAGAACUGCCCCGAGGGCUCGUUCUCCACCAGCCACUCCUGGAGCAGCGUGUGCACCAAGUGGACGGAAUGUGAGAGUGGAUACCACAUCCAAGAGAGUGGAACAAACGAAUCUGACAACAUAUGCGUGGAACCUCCGCGGCACCAUGGAGGUCUGAUUGCAUGUGUUGUUGCAGUUGGCAGUUUGGCUGUAGUUGGACUCAUGGUUUGUCUCUGCAAAGGAGAAACAAAACAAAGGGCAAAGGAUUAUCUGGAAUCGUGCCAUGGAGACAAGGAGAACCUACAGAGAGAGCCCAGCCUAGUGUUGUUCACCACGCUCGAUGAGACCGAAAACCAUGAACUGCUGCCGUUCACAGAGGAGGAAGAGAUGAAGAUACCGGAGGAAAACCACGAGGACCAAAGGGAGGAGCAGUUGGUGGAUGCUGUUCUCAGUGACAAUGGACAGUGUGUGACACAGGAGAGGGGUAAAGACGAAAUCCAGCCCCAGCAGGAGACACAAGUGCAGAUGUGCACAGACUAAAAAAAAAAAUUCCUCAUUUGGAAUCGUAGAUUACAUACGAUGUUAAUGUUAUGACUCAUAUUUCACUUGCACUUAAUUCUCCUUGUGUGAAUGUACUUUAUGUAAAUAUAUUAGUGUUAACCAUACAAUUGAAACUGCUGCAGUAGUGUCACGAUGUUAGAGCGUUGCACGCUAACUGACUCACUGUAUUGGGUGUUUUGUAGUUGAGGGCCUGUUCUUCGUUUCACUUUGCUGUAGUCAACAACUUAGUCUUUAUUCUGGACACAAUAUUUGUGUUGAUAUUUGGACGUGGUACAAAAGUGUGUAACUGAAGUACUAGUGCAGCAUUAAUACAAUUUAUUUAACUGCAUCCCUUAGACCUCAGUACACCCAUGCUUGACCCUCACCUCAAACAAAAUGGAGACAAUUCCCAUGAAGCUUUGGGGUGUGAUAGUGCGAUCUUUAUCCUCCGACCUCCGAGGUUUAACGGAACUCGGCAGGAGCUCUGACCUGUGAACUCAUCUACGAAGAUGAAGUUGUCUGACGUCACAGAACUAUGGCGCCUCUCAUGGAGACGUAGAUACAGUUGCCUCCUGUGUAUUUUAAUGUGUUUCCUGAUCUUAAAAGUGUCAUAAAAUAAAAUGUAUAAUGGCGUCUGUUGCCUCAUGCGUCGUUUUGUCUAUGUAAGUUUAUGUAAGAGCGGAGGCUGCACUGGUCACAGUUUAAAUGUCUCAUCACAACGACAAACAAACAUCAGCCAUGUUUGUCCACGCUGCGCCACACGCACCGUGAUAUCCGUGUUAUCUUUAAAGUCUCAA